AUGUAUCCUCAACAUGGUGCCCCUAUGGCGCCUCCCCAGAAGCCGGAGACUUUCAUGCUCUCAAACGAAGCCCAGCAAAGCCUUCCUCAUGAUGCGCAAGUCGCACUGCAGCAGGUUGACAAUCUCAAAUAUUUCCUUCUCUCAGCGCCCGUAGACUGGCAUACGGAUCAACUCAUUCGCAGGUUCCUGCUCCCGACAGGCGACUACAUAUCAUGUGUUCUCUGGAAUAACCUCUUCCACAUCUCGGGUACGGAUAUCGUGAGAUGUCUGGCCUUUCGAUUCCAAGCCUUCGGUCGCCCGGUCAAAAACUCGAAGAAGUUCGAGGAGGGUAUCUUCUCGGAUUUGCGGAACCUCAAGGCCGGAACUGAUGCCACGCUCGAAGAACCCAAGAGCCCAUUCCUCGACUUCCUGUACAAGAACAACUGCAUUCGCACUCAGAAGAAACAGAAGGUAUUCUAUUGGUACAGCGUGCCUCACGACCGCCUUUUCCUCGAUGCGUUGGAGCGUGAUCUGAAGCGCGAGAAGAUGGGCCAGGAGGCGACCACAGUUGCAGUCAGCGAGCCUGCUCUGUCUUUCGAGUUUGAUUCAUCGCAGUCCUUGUAUGAACAGCUCACAAAGGCACAACAAGCGAAUUCAUCAUCAUUUGCUGCUCACGCAAGUACGACAUAUGGCCAACCUGCAUCCCCAGUGGUUCGGACCGUUGACGCUAUGCCUCCUCCUCAGAUGGCUCCCCAAAUGGCUCCCCCGGCGCUACCCCUUCUCCCGGACGAGUCCGGCAACCCGGCGAUGUACAACCCGAUCCCCAUGCCUACGACUCUAGCCCAAAACGUUAUUAAACGUGAAGCAGAGUAUGGGCAGAUCCAGUACGAUCGCAACGGAAUGCCGAUUGCUCGCAUCCACCAGCGUCAUGCCUCAAUGCCAACCUUCGUCGAAUACUCCCCGGCUCCGUCCUUCGUGUCCUCGCAGUACGAGGAUUAUUCCAAUCGGGGUCUAUCGUUUGAACCAGUCACGCCUCCGCAGCACGGUCACCUUGGCGCCGAACCAGCCUACAUCGCCAACGAAGAUACCGGUCUCUACACCGCUAUCCCUGAUAUCUCCUCGGCAGCACCUUUCCAUCCGAUGAUGCAGCUUCCUCCUUCGAAUUUCACAAGUGCUCACUUCCCGACCCCGGCUAGAUCCUUCCCCUCAAAUGUCUAUUCCAUGCUAGAGGGCUCACCGACAUACAAGCAGCGUCGGCGGCGGUCCUCUAUCCCUCCAGGCGUCACCAGUGCUGCUGCUACUAUGCACCCGCAGGUUACGGCCCCGCAACCCCAAGCUGUCACUUAUGCCGCCCAUCGGCCAAGUGACCUUCGGCGGUCUGUGUCCAGCUCCGUGGCCCCUAUUCCAGAGGCAGCAGAUGAUUCGCAUCACGACAUCCACCGGUCCCUCAGUGGUUAUCGUGCGGCGCAUCUUCCACAGAAGAACUUGUUACAUGAGAUGUCGCGCCAUAGCACUCCCUUGUCGAGCUUGGAUGAAACUCCCGAGUCGCAUGUCAUGCAUCCCACGAAUGGUACAGAUGAACUUGCUCCUCUUCCAGACGGCGAGUCGCUCGACAUUCCCGCCCAGCACAGUGCGGGAAGCAAAGUCGAACGAUAUGCCCCUGGGCCUGUUCGCCGGGCUCGGAGCGCUACCAUGAUGGAACUUGGCCCCUAUCCACAGAAAUCGCACUCUUGUCCGAUCCCAUCAUGUGGACGGCUGUUCAAGAGACUAGAACAUCUGAAGAGACAUGUGAGGACUCACACUCAAGAGCGACCUUAUCCCUGUCCCUACUGCAAUAAGGCCUUUUCCCGGUCGGACAACCUUGCACAACACCGUCGUAUUCAUGAGGCUCAGCAAGAUGGUCAGCCGCCAGUCUCUGUGCCGGAUGAUGACCUUGAGAACGAGGAGAACGGAUUUGGCUCCCAAGACGAGGGAUCCUCGCCGUCCGACUCGAUGCCAAGUGCUGUCGUCUCUAGUGUGACCACAAUGCCAUCUGCAAUGACCUUGCCGGCUUCUAUGCCCAGCAUGAUGGCUCCUCAUAUGAUCGCGCCCCAACUCUUGCAACAACAGAUCUGA
This is a messenger RNA of Aspergillus japonicus CBS 114.51, 2094 nucleotides long. RefSeq names its product sexual development transcription factor SteA (gene steA). Bases 1 to 2094 code for a protein of 697 amino acids. Gene Ontology annotation, biological process: sexual reproduction; regulation of DNA-templated transcription. The record is from RefSeq and is a predicted model, not a curated record. Gene Ontology annotation, molecular function: DNA-binding transcription factor activity. NCBI's taxonomy places the organism in Eukaryota, Fungi, Ascomycota, Eurotiomycetes, Eurotiales, Aspergillaceae. The transcript is spliced from 5 exons. Gene Ontology annotation, cellular component: nucleus; Tec1p-Ste12p-Dig1p complex; Ste12p-Dig1p-Dig2p complex.